AUGACGCCCGACGCGGCCUUCGCGCUGGAGAUCGCCGUGGUGGCCGGCCUGGUGGCGCUCAUCGUCGCCAUCGUCGUGGCCUCCUCGGGCGCCUGCCGCGACCCCGCGGCCGGCCCGGGGCGCGCCGCCGCGGUGCACGACGUCGAGCGCGUGCUCGGGGCCGACACGCUCGUGACGUACGGCCAGGCGAGGGCGGCCCUGAAGGGCAGGAGGGCGUCGCCGUCGGCGGAGGGGGAGGAGGAGGAGGCGCCGCCGUCCUGCGCCCUCUGCCUGUCGGAGUACGCCGGGGGCGAUGAGCUGGUGCGGGUGCUGCCGGCGUGCGGUCACUUCUUCCACGCGGAGUGCGGCAUCGACUGGUGGCUCCGGAGGCGCGGCACGUGCCCGUACUGCCGCGCUGAGCUGCGGCCGCUGCCGAGGCCGCCGCGCUCGCAGUGCCCGCCGAUGCCGCCGCGAGCGGGCGGCGCCACGGUGGGCUGGUAG
Molecule: messenger RNA, 480 nt
Organism: Panicum virgatum (switchgrass)
Lineage: Eukaryota; Viridiplantae; Streptophyta; Magnoliopsida; Poales; Poaceae
Product: E3 ubiquitin-protein ligase EL5-like
Exons: 1
Coding region: 1-480 (159 amino acids)
Source: RefSeq, a predicted model, not a curated record